AACUUUCACCAAUUGAACAGUUGGCUUAAUCUAUCAUGCGCGUGGCCAUAAAUGCCUCUAACACUUCUCAAUCUCUCAGAUAACUCUCACACCACUUAUCACAAUUACUCUAAUUCUCAUUAUUCCUUUCCAUGUCGCUAGUUUUCUACUGAUUCAGGUUAAGCACAUUUUCAUUGAAGGUUAAGAACAUUAGUGAAAAUGACCACUAUAGCCCUAGCAGCAGGGCAUUGUGCUAGAGGAAGAACGGUUGAUGAGCUAACUUCUGAAUGUAAAUCAAGGGUAUACCUUGGCUAUGGGAAAGAUGAUUUAUAUGCUAGUGAUUUUCUCGAAAGUAAAUUUCAGAGCCUAAACAUGUGUGUCCCCUUGGAACACUCAAUGGUUAGAACCAGGAGAAAAAGGCUAAAUGUUAUUGCAAGAGUUAAAAAAGGAAAGAAGCAUGACUACCCAUGGCCGGAUGACAUUGAUCCUAAUUUGAAGAGUGGACAUUUGAAAUAUCUCUCUUACUUUAAGCCUUUGGAAGAGAAACCAAAACCAGUGACACUCGCAUUUGAGAAGCCAUUGGUUGAUCUCGAGCUAAAGAUUAUUGAGGUACGCCGAAUGGCGGAUGAAACUGGUCUAGAUUUCAGUAAUCAAAUCAAUGCUUUGGAGUUGAAGUAUCAACAUGCUUUAGCGGAUCUGUAUACUCAUUUGACUCCAAUUCAACGCUUGAAUAUUGCUAGACAUCCGAACAGGCCAACUGUCCUGGAUCAUGUUCUGAACAUCACAGAAAAGUGGGUGGAACUCCAUGGAGAUCGUGCAGGCUAUGAUGAUCCAGCUAUCAUAACUGGUUUAGGGAGCAUUAAUGGUAAAACCUAUAUGUUCAUCGGGCAUCAAAAGGGAAGAAAUACAAAGGAGAACAUUUCUCGUAACUUUGCAAUGCCAACUCCUCACGGGUACAGGAAGGCUUUACGCAUGAUGAAGUAUGCUGAUCAUCACGGUUUUCCCAUAAUUACUCUCAUUGACACACCAGGAGCUUAUGCUGAUCUCAAAUCAGAGGAACUGGGUCAAGGUGAAGCUAUAGCUCAAAACAUAAGGUCUAUGUUUGGACUGAGAGUUCCUAUCAUUACAAUAGUAACUGGCGAAGGUGGUUCUGGAGGUGCUCUAGCAAUUGGUUGCUGCAAUAAAUUGUUUAUGUUAGAAAAUUCGGCAUUCUAUGUUGCUAGCCCUGAAGCAUGUGCUGCUAUAUUGUGGAAAUCUGCCCAAGCAGCCCCUAAGGCUGCUGAAAAGCUGAGGAUAACAGCCCAAGAACAUGUCCGACUCAAAGUUGCUGAUGCUAUCAUUCCUGAGCCACUUGGAGGAGCACAUUCUGAUCCUAAAUGGACGUCCCAACAAAUCAAGAUUGCCAUUUUACAAGCCAUGGAGGAACUGGGCAAGAUGAGCGAAGAGGAGUUGCUUCAACAUCGAAUGCUCAAGUUUCGUCAUAUUGGCGGGUUUCAAGAAGGCAUUCCAAUUGAUCCAAAGAAGAAGCGGAAGAUGAAACCUUCGGAUGUUAAUGUGACUACAUCUGCUGAUUUAGAGGCCGAGCUCACAAGCCUCAAAAAAAUAAUCCUAAGAGCAAAAGGGUCCAGUGAUCAGCAAAUGACAACCCAAACAAUUGAGAAGCUACAAGAGGAUGUUGACAAAGAGAUCACAAAAGCCUUCAUAUCCAUGGGCUUGCAAGGGGAACUUGAAUCACUCAAGUUAGAAUUAACUAAAUCCACCGACCCACUUCUGAACCUUGCUUUGAAAGAAAGAGCAGAUAGACUGAAGCAGGAAUUCAAGCUUAAAUUGUCCAAACCCGGUGAAUACAUGGGGUUAAAACAGAAGCUAGCGAAACUUGAAGCUGUAAAUAAGAUCAUAGAGCGUAUGGAAAAAGGUGAGAAAAUAAAAGCAGAGAUCAAUGAGAAAGUAUCAGCUAAUGUAAAGAACAAGUUAUUUCUGCUAAAAAUUGCUCAAGAGAAAUUAGUAAAAGGCGAGGAAGUAGAUAAAGAAAUUGUAGAACAAGUGGAGACUGCAAAAAAAGAGCUCGAGGAGGCUCUGCAAUCAUCAAACUUAGAAAUUGUCGGUACAAUGAACGCGAAGCUUUCUGUGUUGAAUAGUGAGAUUAAUGCCGAAAUUGAAAGAGCGAUAGAUGAGACCGGCCUUAGAGAAAAGAUAGAAGAACUAAAAGAACAUAUUGCAGGAAACUCGAGUUUUGAAAAGGUGAAAGCAUUACAGGAACACAUAAAGGAAAGAAUUAUUUCUGUUAUGAAUGUUGAAUCUUUGAAGGAGAAGGCCGAUAAUUUCUCGACUGAGUCGGUUUCAACUCCGGCGGCUGUUCUGCAAGGUAAGCUUGGUGCUGAUAAUGGAAAGUACGCAUGAUCAGAUUUCGAGUAGUUCUUGAGUGUAAGAGUUUGUGUGUAUAUAGCUAAGAUUAUUGUAAGCAUAUUUUUUGACAGCCAGGGAUGAUAUGUGAUUUUGUAAGGAGUUAUAAGAGCUUCAGGCUUUAGCUACUCUCUUGUUAAGUUCACAAAACCCAUUUUUGUAUGUCAUGUAUGAAUACUUGAACUAAUAGUUACGUUUCUCUAUUAGCAAAUUGUAAGUUAGAAAUAUUGUUCACUGAUUUUCA
Messenger RNA from Amaranthus tricolor (Joseph's coat), 2626 nucleotides. RefSeq names its product acetyl-coenzyme A carboxylase carboxyl transferase subunit alpha, chloroplastic-like. The coding region runs from base 199 to 2379 and encodes 726 amino acids. Gene Ontology annotation, cellular component: acetyl-CoA carboxylase complex. NCBI's taxonomy places the organism in Eukaryota, Viridiplantae, Streptophyta, Magnoliopsida, Caryophyllales, Amaranthaceae. Gene Ontology annotation, molecular function: acetyl-CoA carboxylase activity; carboxyl- or carbamoyltransferase activity. The transcript is spliced from 11 exons. Gene Ontology annotation, biological process: fatty acid biosynthetic process. The record is from RefSeq and is a predicted model, not a curated record.